AAAAAACAAAACAAAAUAAAAUAAAAGGGUGUCCCGACCAGAAGAAGAGACACAGAAGAGAGUGUCAGACCACCUCUCGCCUCGCCUCGCCUCGCCGCCGCAGCGAGUGGCACCAGCCGCCGCCGCCGCCGCCAUGGCCCUCGCCUCCGCCUCUGCCCUCGUCGCGCCCGUAGCCGCUUCGUCGUACACCCCAUCGGCGGCGGUUGCUGCGUCGCCCGCGCCCCGCGUGCCGCUGGGUUUCCUCCGCUUCCAUGACUCCCCCCGAUCCAUCGCUCUGGCCGCCGCGGCCCCGAGGUUUCUUUGCCAAUCUAUCAACUCAGCUGAUGUCUUAGGAGCUUCUUCAACAACAUCUGAUGACGCAGUUCCACAGCCUGUUGUUCUCAUAGAUCAGGACUCAGACCGUGAUGCAACCAUAGUGCAACUGAGUUUUGGAGAUCGUCUGGGGGCACUACUUGACACGAUGAAGGCACUUAAGGACCUGGGCCUUGAUGUGACAAAAGGAAGUGUGGCAACUGAAUCAGCUCUCACACAAACAAAGUUCCACAUCAUGCGAUCGGGGCGCAAGGUUGAGGACCCUGACAUGUUAGAAAAGAUACGGUUAACAAUUAUUAACAACCUUCUGCAGUAUCAUCCUGAAUCAAGUGAGAAUUUAGCUAUGGGUGAAUUUUUUGGAAUAAAACCUCCUGAGAAGAAGGUUGAUGUUGAUGUUGUAACACACGUAAUUGUUGAAGAUGAUGGACCUAAAAGAAGCAUGCUGUACAUAGAAACAGCUGAUCGGCCUGGCUUACUUCUGGAAAUAGUCAAGAUCAUCACUGACGUAAACGUUGAUGUGGAAUCAGCUGAGAUUGAUACUGAAGGCUUGGUUGCAAAAGACAAGUUCCAUGUGAGUUACAGAGGUGCAAAAUUGAACAGCUCCUUGUCUCAGGUGCUGGUGAAUUGCUUGCGCUAUUAUCUCCGGAGGCCGGAGACAGAUGAAGACAGCUACUGAUUCAUGUGGAAAUUCGGGCUUGAGUUCCUUUCUGCAAGCCCCUUCUGCUGAAGUUUCAGUUGUAGCGAACAAAAAAUGUUUCACAUUUUCUGUCCCCAGUAUGCAUCCCUAUAUUAUGCACAUAUACGUAGAUGCAUUUAAACUGGGCCAGAUCUGGGAUGUUCAGCCCAAUAGGGCACUUUACCACCAUUGAUUCCUACCGUAGAGGAAUCGCAUUGGAAAUGGAUGUGGCCUGUAAGUUCAUGUACUCCUAAUUCGGUUUCAUUUUAAAUCACAUGGAUGCAUGUUCUUGUGUUC
Molecule: messenger RNA, 1285 nt
Organism: Oryza brachyantha (malo sina)
Lineage: Eukaryota; Viridiplantae; Streptophyta; Magnoliopsida; Poales; Poaceae
Product: ACT domain-containing protein ACR12-like
Exons: 10
Coding region: 134-988 (284 amino acids)
Cellular component (GO): chloroplast stroma; chloroplast thylakoid membrane
Source: RefSeq, a predicted model, not a curated record